AUGUUCCCCGAUGAGCUCAAGGGACUGACGCCGGUCGAAGAGAAGCUCAUCUCGCUGAACUCAUGUUACGGGCAUGUCAGGGGCCACAUCACAGUGUUUCCGAACAAUGUGCAGGAGCUGGCCACCAAAGUGCUCCCACCCCUUUUGCAAGCACUGGACGAGAUCCACAUCUCGUGGCAGGGCGCGGAGAAGCCGGCACCGAGCGACCUGUCGAGUCUCUUGUCGAUCGAGAUCGACGCGGCGGAGAUGGAGAGCUGGGAGACUCGAUACACGGGCGCGGACGGCGCACGUUGUGCCGCCCACGGAACGCGCCAUGGACGAGGAGGGCCGGUGGAGAUCGAGGAGCUCUUCGCCCUGCUCAACCAAGGACAAGAAGCCGGCGGCCAGGGUGAAGGUCACGGGCCCAACGGAGAAGGCGCGGUUCGCGAUGGAAGUGACGCCUGCCCCGACCAGAACGUUCCAGCGAUCAACGAGGUGACGUCUUCUGGCAUGUUCGCGCUCGACGGACCGCCAGACGUCGCGGACGUGGAGAAGCUGCAGUUUGCCUGUGACGCUGUUGCCGGGGUUCGGGGCGUGGCGACGGUGGUUGUGAGCCAUACAUCCGGGUUUCGCGGGGGUGAGUUUACCGAUUCCUUUGAGGCGUCCUUCUUUGCCAGGACGUUCCCGACCCUGUUCCCAUUUGGCGUUGGGGGACCAAGGCUGGUUGAAGAGACCAUGGUCGACGCGGGGAAGGUCACGGCCAACUUGCGAGGCAGGGCUGUCGAGGCGUGGGCCGAGAUCGUGCUCCGGCGCCAUGGUGGUCGAUUUGCACUGCACCACAUCUUCGCAUUUCUCGUCUUCAACAUGGGGGUGCGGUCGAGGAACCGCCGGUCGCUCAUCGUCGGAUAUGGCGUGCCGGCCAUCUGGUUCACCAUCAACCCGAACGACAUUACGAACCCGGUGAAGCUGCGACUGGCGGCAUACCGCACACGCGAUCCCGACGCGGCCGAGGAGUUCUUAGAAGGCCUUGGGGAUGCGUAUAAGCGGGCACGGCUGGCGAUAUCGGAUCCCAUGAGCUCGGCCGUGUUCUUCCACCGCGAGAUGAAGCUGUUCUUCGAUCAUUACGUGAAGGUCGGUGAAGACUCGAUGCUUGCCGACAUCCACGGGGAGGAUCAGGCGGCGUAUCGCGAGCGAAUCGUCCGAUACAUCGAUAGCGUCUUCUCAGAGGCGCCAUGGAGGUUAGUCGACAAGACCGCCCUCACGGCAGACGGGGUGCUGCAGAUCCGGAGGACACACAGCAUGGUCAAUCGAUGGAACGAGGCUAUUGCUGUCGGGCUCCGGCACAACCAUGAUAUUUCCUUCAUUGCGACGCAGCGCAAGACAAUGGCCCUCAUCUAUUAUGUCACGAACUACGCGACCAAGGUGGAGGACCCGGUGUGGAAGCGUGUGGCGGCCGCGGCCGAGCUCCUGGCCGCCUCAACAGGGAACAGGACGCGACAGUUCCUGAUGAGAGUGGCGAACCGCGUGUUCACGGAGCGUCCGCUAUCACAGGUCGAGGUCGUCGCUCACCUUCUCGGAUAUCCGGCCGAGUUCACCGACAGCAGCGCGUGGGCGUACCUGAACUGUUCUCUGCUGUACUGGAAGUCUUUCGGCGAUGGCGGCAUCUCCGAGAAGCCAGUGGCGCUGCGGCUAUGGAUGGCGUCUUGGAUGACACCGGGAGAGCUGCUGAAAGGCCUAUGCCUGUAUGACUACAUAUCGAUCGUCAGACUGAAACGCAUCGGCAACGACGAGAGCUGGGCGGCUUGGGAGAUGUCUUUCGAGGAUGGAUGGGCGCCGGGACGACGCUGGGUUCAGGUGCUCAGGCGGCCGGGCAAGCACGCUACCGUCUGCCUCGACGGCUACCUGAGCAAGGACUUCACCUACGAUGACGAGUCGUGCUACCGGAGGGCAGCCGUGCAGCAUCUUGCGCUGUUCGUGCCGUGGAGUCCUUCCUGGGCGAAGGAACAGCUGCUUCGACGAUCCGCCGAAGACGCAAAACGCGACGCCAAGCAAUGGGCAGCCUCGUCCGGCGAUGGCGACCCGACGGUCGCACACGUCGAGGAGGGUGGAGCAGGCGAGGCGGGCGCGGAGUCUGCAGCGACAUAUCAGCCCAACAGCAUCGGAGACGCAACGCGGCUCAUCGACGUCGUCCGAGGUGCAGUGGGAGCGAAUCAGGUGACGGCCAAGUCGCCGGAGCUCAUGGCAAUGAUACAGCAGCUCUGUCGGUUUCAGCAAUCGGCGCUGCGCUCGACGGCCGAGCUCGAGGCCACGGCGCUGAUUGAACGAGGGGAGGCGGUUAAGCAUGCCAGGGCGGGUAUUUUCCGGGGCCGCACUACCGCCGCAGGAUCAGGUCAAGGCUAUCAAGUCGCAGCAGGGGCGGGAAUGGACGUUCAGUUUGGCCCAUCAACCUCCUUCCUCGCGGCGGGCAAGGUGUUGGCAACACGGCUGACGCUGAACAAGAGGCAGUCCAUCGCUUUUCUGAUAAUAUGCCGCCAGCUCGAUUUGAUGCAGCAGACCGACGGGGCGAUGCCUGCCAGCUGCGCCAGUUCGUCGGCGGAGCGGUUCAUCCACGGCCAGUCUCGAAUGGAUUGGCAGGAGAAGGAUGUGCUCGUCAUCGACGAGGUGAGCAUGCUCGGGGCGCGGACGCUGCACGCCGUGAACGAGCGGCUUCGCCGGCUUCGCGGAUCGCGGCAAGAUUUCGGGGGGAUCCCCAUCGUCCUCUUCUGCGGAGAUUUUCAGCAGUUCCGGCCGGUCCAAGAGAGGUCGAUCGUCCUGCCUAGCGCGGCCAUCUCGUGGGACGUAGACAACUCGUUCAAGGCCGAGCAGCGUCACCAGCACGACAAAGCGCACGCACUGUGGAAGAGGUUCACGACGGUCGUCAUGCUGGACGAGCAGAUGCGCGCCGCCGGCGACCCGGAGCUGCAGAGGCUGCUGAAGCGGAUCCGUCUAGGCGUGCAGGAUCGGACGGAUCUAAACCUCCUCAACUCAAGGAAUCGGUGGAACCUGAACAUGGAGGCGAGCCUGGCGUUCCGGGUCCAGCAGCGGUCGACGAUGCGCAUUUUCAUCUCCGAGCACAAGUGGAAGGAGGAGCUGCCGACGGAGGAAGAGGCGAUCAUGAUACUCAACCAGGGCGACGAUAGCGCGAUCCCGGUGCCGGCCGUCUUCAUGUUCGUGGCCGGGAUGCCCAUCGUCGUGAACCACAACACCCACCAGGGGCUGAAGCUAGUGAACGGCGCGAGCUACUCGGCGGUGGAGGUCAUUGUCGACAAGGCGUACCGGGGCAUCGGAUCUCGGCCGAUAUGA
This is a messenger RNA of Hirsutella rhossiliensis, 3321 nucleotides long. RefSeq names its product PIF1-like helicase domain-containing protein. Gene Ontology annotation, molecular function: DNA helicase activity. The record is from RefSeq and is a predicted model, not a curated record. Lineage: Eukaryota; Fungi; Ascomycota; Sordariomycetes; Hypocreales; Ophiocordycipitaceae. Gene Ontology annotation, biological process: DNA repair; telomere maintenance. Bases 1 to 3321 code for a protein of 1106 amino acids. The transcript has 16 exons.